This is a messenger RNA of Cryptococcus deneoformans JEC21, 2214 nucleotides long. RefSeq names its product expressed protein. The record is from RefSeq and is a predicted model, not a curated record. Gene Ontology annotation, biological process: regulation of DNA-templated transcription. The transcript has 3 exons. The coding region runs from base 590 to 1942 and encodes 450 amino acids. Lineage: Eukaryota; Fungi; Basidiomycota; Tremellomycetes; Tremellales; Cryptococcaceae. Gene Ontology annotation, molecular function: DNA-binding transcription factor activity.
UAAGCUUAGCCCCUUAAACGUUCGGUUGUGCCCCACGUUCCAACUGUUAACUGAACACAUCACCCUCCCGCCUCCACAUCCUCCACUCCUCCACCAAUAGCCGCAAGCCCGCAACACACUACAACACGACGUACGCCACAGUCUGACCGGCGACGUCCAUCCUUCAAUCGUUGUCAUAGCUUGUGCCCGCUCCUCGCUGUCACCUCAGACUGUCACCGUCCUUACGCCCCGCGCCACACGUGAGCUUCGGCCGGGCGAGAGCUCAUCGGCGUCCUUUGCAUCGCAGCAAGAAGUAUACGGCCUGCCUUUGGGCACACUCCUUCGACCCUGUCAAGAAACCAUCCUGCCGACGUUUGGUGCGGAGAUCAACGUGCAGGAUCCGUCGGAGGCAGAACAUCUUUUUGGUCCUCAGUUUUGGUCAGUUCUUUCACGCAAGUUUAAAAGAUCUGCGAAUCUCGAUUCGGUGACCUUUGAUUGCCUUGAGUUACUUUUUCGUCCAUAAGACGCCGCCAAGUUUAUAACCAGCCAGUACCCGAUCUUUCCCAAGUGCGCAACUUUUCUUUCCACAACACCAUUGCAAUAUCCUACAAUGUAUCACCCCCCGUUCCCUACGCCAGCUACACCUGGCCACAAAGACCCCUUUCAAUUCGCACCUCCUAACCUCCACCCGCCUCCCGCCAUGCACCUUUCCCAACAAUCUUCCCAGCAGCAACCACAGCCGCAUACACAACAGCAAUCUCACCCUCCGAGAAACACUUCCAAUUCCCAUUCCACCACCUCAAGCAGACGUGGAAGUCAGGCCCAGUCGUCACACAACCAUUAUAGUGAAACGGACAGCGAGCAAGAUGAUGACAAGGUGGAAAGAGAUAAACUUGAGAUACGGAGAGAGAAGAAUCGUGUCAAGCAAAGAAAUUUGCGAUUACGCCGUGCAAACCACAUUGCCGACCUUGAGCGGGACGUGGCCAACCUCAAGUCUGACAACACUGCUUUGCAAAAUGCACUCUCAGUGUCACAACAACACGAAAGCAAUCUUCAGGGGUGGAUACACGAUCUCGAAAGCGUCUUAUUCCGCAAUGGACUGGCUAAUGAUGUCGAAGGCUUGAGGAGAAUGUGGUCGGAUAGGGAGUUGAAGAGAAGCAGACCGUCUAUUGGCGGUUUACCUAUGAACCCUGUCUACCCUCCACCGAUCCAACAACAAGCACCGAUCGAUCCUCUUUCUACUCUUGCUCGCGCAGCAUCGCAACUUCCCACGCCUUCAUCCAACAUGUAUCCCAACACCCAACUACCCCCUACCCAGCCUAUUGCCAAUCCGAGCGGUGAUCGACCUACAUUACCCCGACCAAGCUCCUUCUCUAGACCUUACGAGAACCCUUAUCCCACGCCUGACGUCACUUGGAGUACGCAGAUGCACGACUACGUCCAUCCGGAAGCUGCACUUCAACCUCAAGAAGGAGGAGAUCUGAAGAGAAGAAGGAUUGAGGAGUGGCAGCCGUAUGGUAUCGCUGGCCGCCCGCCUACACAAGCUACCGUUACCGCCAUGACGGGCCGCCGAUCAGAUACUAUCCUUCCCCCUAUCCAACCCCUCACAGCUCCCCCAGCCGAACCUCCUCGUCCACCCUCCGCCUCAAACGCAAAAGGUCAGCAGAGAUUUCAAGAAGGCGAAAAGGGAGAAAAAGUUUCACCGAGAUUGAUAAGGAUCUCUGACCUCGUUUCGCCUAGUCAUGCCGGGGAGACGUUUUGGGGUGGGGAUAACGAACGAUUGCGGAAGAGGGAUGAAAAUAUGCCGCCCAGAACUGUCGUACCUAUGAACUCUAUUGAAAGCCUUCAGCUUCCUGCUUCACAGUUCGAUCCUGAUGAACGAACAAAGACGGAGGCGCCUUCAAAGUGUUAUACGACAGGUGAAGGGCCUUUGCUUACGCCUUUGUCCGAAACGAGGGCAUAAAGUCGUCUAUUGGUCUGCAACCGAUGCUUAUUAUUUUUUUUGUCCUUUGUUCAUUACUGCUCUGUCUAUACGUCUGUCUGGUCAAUCCGUUUCCGAAUUCAGUUGUAACACCUCCAGGAACUCUAUAUCAAAAAGGACCCAGCUAUCCGCAUUAAUCAUUACAUCUUCAAUCUUUUUGACUUUUUUUUUAUUAUCUAUCAUCAAUUACUGUUUCCUUUUUGUGCACACAACAACAUAGCAAGUACGCGUGUAACAGCUAUAUAGAAGAGACA